Callorhinchus milii (elephant shark) is the source of this 3574-nucleotide messenger RNA. RefSeq names its product transcription elongation regulator 1b (CA150) (gene tcerg1b). Gene Ontology annotation, cellular component: nucleus. The coding region runs from base 16 to 3114 and encodes 1032 amino acids. NCBI's taxonomy places the organism in Eukaryota, Metazoa, Chordata, Chondrichthyes, Chimaeriformes, Callorhinchidae. The record is from RefSeq and is a predicted model, not a curated record. Gene Ontology annotation, molecular function: RNA polymerase binding; transcription coregulator activity. The transcript is spliced from 22 exons.
CAGUCUCUUCCCCCCAUGAUGGCUGACGUCGGGCUGCUCCUGCAGGAUGGCAGCAUGCUGCACCCGGGCCAGGCGCAAGGCGACGGCGGGACCGAGCAGGCCAAGGCGGGCGGCGACACCGCCAACCCGGGACGGAUGGCACAGCAGCCAUUACGAUUUCGUGGGCCAACUCCACCAUCCAAUACUAUGCUGAGAGGACCACCACCCCUUCAUGUACGCCCACCACCUCCGCCAUUUGCAAUGAUGAGAGUACCCCCACCACGACCUCCUUUUGGGCGACCACCAUUUGACCCCAAUAUGCCACCAAUUCCACCACCUCCUGGGGGAAUCCCACCACCCAUGGGCCCACCACACUUACAGAGACCACCUUUUAUGCCUCCUCCUAUGGCCAAUAUGCCUCCACCACCAGGGAUGAUGUUCCCGCCAGGAAUGCCCCCAGUUUCUGCCCCAGGACAUGGAUUGCAGAGUAAUGAGGAGAUUUGGGUGGAAAACAAAACCCUGGAGGGAAAGGUAUACUUUUACAAUGCUAGGACACGGGAGUCUGCUUGGUCGAAGCCAGAGGGUGUUAAGAUAAUACAACAGUCUGAACUGACACCGGUGAUGCCCUUACAGGUGAUCACCACGACAGGUACACCUGCAGGAAGUACAACCGCUCCUCCCAUCUCUACACCAGCUUCAUCUGUUGUGCAGGCCACAGCCCCAGCAUCUUCCACUACUUCUGUACACGUUGCAACUGUGUCAGCAAUAAGCCCAUCUCCAGACCAACCUCCACCUACGGCUACUCCAACGCUUGUUUCUGCGACUGUGACCACUGCUGCAUCCCAGCAGCCAAUUCAGUCUAUGCCACAGUCUGUACAGCAGAGUAUGCCACCGCCUGUAGCUCAGCCUAUACCUCACCCAAUUCCACAACCAACUGCGCAAAUCCCAUCCUUCCCACCAGUGAUGGUACCUCCCUUCCGUGUCCCAUUGCCUGGAAUGCCAAUUCCACUGCCAGGUUUACAAGUACAGUCUACUCCACUUACCUGUGUAGCAAUGAUGCAAAUAGUCAGCUGCCCGUAUGUAAAGACAGUCACUACCGCCAAGAACGGUUUAUUGCCCGGAAUGGCCCCACCUAUCAUGCCGAUGUUGCCUCCACAGGUUACACUAGCUUCGUCAAUUGGCCUUCCAAGCUUGGAAUGGACAGAAUAUAAAACUGGUGAUGGAAAAACCUACUAUUACAACAACAGGACCUUGGAGUCCACGUGGGAGAGACCACGUGAGCUCAGGGAGAAAGAUAAGGAAAUGGAGAAACCUAGAGAGAUGUGCAAAGAGCCAUCGGAACCAGAACCGAUGGAAAUGGAAGAGGAGGAUACCAAAGAGGAUCAUCCGAAGGAGAAAAAAGAGGAGCCAAAAGAGGAGAUUUUGACUGAGGAAGAGAAAGCUGCUCAAAAAGCUAAACCCGUAGCAACAACCCCUGUCCCUGGUACACCAUGGUGUGUUGUCUGGACUGGCGAUGAACGGGUGUUUUACUAUAACCCCACGACUCGUCUAUCUAUGUGGGAUCGGCCAGACGAACUGGUUGGUCGAGCAGAUGUAGAUAAAAUUAUUCAGGAACCACCUCAUAAAAAGUCAACUGAAGAUGAGAAGAAACAAUUAGUGAAAGAGGAGACCGAGCUUAUGGAGGAGUCGUAUGAUGAUGAACCAGUGAAAGCAAAGAAGAGGAAGAAAGAUGAUCCCAAGGAUCCGGAGUCUGAGAAAGAGGCAGCUAUGGAAGCCGAGAUCAAAGCUGCUCGUGAAAGGGCCAUAGUUCCCUUGGAAGCUCGCAUGAAACAGUUUAGAGAUAUGCUGCUAGAACGAGGGGUGUCGGCAUUUUCAACAUGGGAAAAGGAACUCCACAAGAUUGUUUUUGAUCCUAGAUAUCUUCUGCUCAAUCCAAAGGAAAGGAAACAGGUUUUUGACCAGUACGUGAAGACCAGAGCUGAAGAGGAACGAAAAGAGAAGAAAAACAAACUACAACAAUCUAAAGAGGAUUACAAAAAAUUGCUCGAGGAAGCAAAGUUAACCCCCAGAUCCACAUUCAGUGACUUUGCUGGAAAAUUUGGCAAAGAUUCCAGAUUCAAAGCUAUUGAAAAGAUGAAGGAUCGGGAAGGGAUGUUUAAUGAGUUUAUUAUUGGUGUGAGGAAGAGAGAGAAAGAAGAUUCCAAGAGCCGGACUGAGAAGAUGAGAGGUGACUUCUUCGACAUGCUAUCCGAUCACCACCUGGACAUUCAGUCUCGCUGGAGUAAAGUGAAAGAGAAAUUUGAGAGUGACUCACGCUACAAAGUUGUGGAUAGUUCUGGGCUGAGGGAGGAUUUCUUCAAGCAGUACAUAGAAAGACUGGCCAAGCACGUAGACUCUGAUAAGGAAAAGGAGCUGGAACGCCAAGCACGAAUAGAGGCAAGCUUGCGAGAGCGUGAGAGAGAAGUUCAGAAAGCUCGCUCAGAGCAGACAAAGGAAAUCGAUAGGGAGCGUGAGCAGCACAAGCGAGAGGAGGCCAUCCAGAAUUUCAAAGCCUUGUUAUCUGAUAUGGUCCGUUCUUCCGAUGUGACAUGGUCAGAUACCAGAAGAACCCUGCGUAAGGAUCACCGCUGGGAGUCUGCAUCAUUACUGGAACGAGAAGAGAAGGAAAAACUGUUCAGUGAGCACAUAGAGGCCCUUACAAAGAAGAAGAGGGAACAUUUCAGGCAACUUCUGGAUGAGACCUCAGCGAUUACACUUACUUCCACCUGGAAAGAAGUGAAGAAGGUCAUCAAAGAAGAUCCUCGCUGCAUUAAGUUCUCUUCCAGUGACAGGAAAAAGCAGAGAGAAUUUGAGGAAUACAUUCGAGAUAAGUACAUCACUGCCAAAGUAGACUUCAGGACACUGCUGAAAGAGACCAAAUUUAUCACUUACAGGUCAAAAAAGUUACUGCACGAGUCAGAUCAGCACCUGAAAGACAUUGAAAGGAUCCUGCAGAAUGACAAGCGUUACCUGGUAUUGGAGUGCGUACCAGAGGAGAGACGUAAACUCAUUAUGGCCUACAUUGAUGAUCUGGAUCGGCGAGGCCCACCUCCACCUCCAACCGCAUCAGAGCCCACCAGACGCUCUCUUAAGUAACACCAACAUGCAGAGCAUGAGCAGGCUGUCCUUCAACUGAGACUUGUGCAUGAGCCAUCUGCCAGACUUAUCAACGUGUGCAGUAUUAAUGUGUCUGCUUUGUCCAGUUUUGUAUAUAAUAUGGACACAUUUGUACCAGCUUGUUGUCCUGUUGAAGUGGAAGCUUUGACUCAUCAUUCAGUUGUGUAAAAGUACAGACGUACAGAAGUACAGCUGAUGUAGUAAGUGUGGUUUGGUCAUUAGUACAAUCCAAUGGCUGUGCAACAGCAACUCUGUAAAAACUAGUGUUACCAAUAAUUUUCCAAGUCAGUCACUGAUCUCAGAAAGGGGUUUGUUUGUAACAUUUAAGCUUUUACUUGUGUUUAAAUGUAAGUUUCCAAAGUGACUUUAUUAAAUAAGAUGUUGGAAAUGUUGCCUAGAUGAAAUGUUUACUGCAAUAAACCCAUUUUUUUUCUAUAAA